Molecule: messenger RNA, 1188 nt
Organism: Centruroides sculpturatus (bark scorpion)
Lineage: Eukaryota; Metazoa; Arthropoda; Arachnida; Scorpiones; Buthidae
Product: cytochrome P450 3A9-like
Exons: 8
Coding region: 1-1053 (350 amino acids)
Molecular function (GO): oxidoreductase activity, acting on paired donors, with incorporation or reduction of molecular oxygen; heme binding; monooxygenase activity
Source: RefSeq, a predicted model, not a curated record
AUGGAGGACGACAAGGCUAAAAAUAUUUACGAAGGACCGUAUCCUACAUUAUUGAUAGCGGAUCCAGAAUUGAUAAAGGCUGUUUUUGUGAAGGAUUUUCAUUAUUUUUCGGCCCAGAGAAAUUUUCGUUUCGGAAAUCGAAUUUUGGAUAGGGGAGUAUUCAUGCAAACUGGAGAAAGAUGGAAACAAUUGAGAAGUAUGAUGUCACCCAGUUUCACUUCUGGAAAACUGAGACUAUUAUAUAAAAUAACAAAUCCGAUGCAACGUUGUUCUUUUACUUCACUUCUUUUUAGAUUUUCAAGUACUUUCACAAUAGAUGUUAUUGCCAGGACUGCUUUUGGGAUUAAACUCGACUCAAGAAAAGAUCCAAAUAAUCCUUUUGUAAAGGCUGCAAGAAGAAGUCUUGGUCCAGUUUCUUGGAGAUUUGCACUUGCAGAUCACAAUUUUAUGUGCGUAAUUAAAAAUUUUUAUAUAUAUUAUACAGAAUUUGAUUUGGAUGAUGUGGUGAGCCAAUGCGUUAUGUUUUUCGUUGGUGGAUACUUUGCUCCAACAUUAACUAUUUCGUGUUCUGUUCAUGAAUUAGCAGUCAAUCCAGAUAUACAAGAAAAACUUAUUAACGAAGUUGAUGAAACUAUUAAAAAAUCGGUAACAUAUUUUAUUAAUAUACGUAGAAUAGAGCGUAGGGUAGUAGAAGAUCACGAAUUGGGCGAUACAGGAAUUGUCGUUGAAAAAGGCACAAUGAUAGGAGUACCUGUUUAUGCUCUUAAUCAUGAUCCUAAGUACUUUCCAGAUCCAGAUAAAUUUGAUCCCGAAAGAUUUUUAUCUCACAAGAAUAACAUGCUUCCUUUCACCAAUUUGUCAUUUGGAAUUGGACCAAGAAAUUGUAUAGCUAAGAGAUUUGCCUUGAUGGAAGUUAAGAUGGCCCUAGCUAAAACUUUGCAAUACCUUAGAUUUAAACCAGGAAUUAAUACAAAGAAAGAGCCUGAGUUGCUUUUAGCAAGAGGUUUCAAUCGCUUAAAACAUGUAUAUUUAAAAAUUGAGUUAAGAAAAUGAAUUUCGUUUUUACAUGACAAGACAAACUUCAGGAAUAUUUGAUGUUAUUAAUUAACGUAGUCUUAUUUGCUUUAAUUACAUUUAUUGGAAAGUAAAAGUUUCAGAAAUACAGUCGACCCCCCUAUAAGAUAGAGA